Naegleria fowleri is the source of this 1155-nucleotide messenger RNA. RefSeq lists its product as uncharacterized. The transcript has 2 exons. Gene Ontology annotation, molecular function: protein binding. The record is from RefSeq and is a predicted model, not a curated record. The coding region runs from base 1 to 1155 and encodes 384 amino acids. NCBI's taxonomy places the organism in Eukaryota, Heterolobosea, Eutetramitea, Acrasida, Naegleriidae.
AUGUUAUCUUUGAGAAAUCCGAAUACCAAUCAUCCGAACCAGCUUGUUGCUCGUAUGAAAGAAUUGAAUUUCCAUGAUCAUGAUCCAACGGUCAAGCUGCCUUGUGUUCGUCAAGGCCAUACCAUGAUCGGAAGAGUAGUACCAUCAUCAGUCUCACCCAACAUGAUGUUAGAAAUUUACAUUUCAAGCGGAAGAACCAAUAGUCAAAAAACAAGCUCUUCUCGAUCAUCACAUCAAAGGAAUAUUCUCAACGAUUUAUGGAAAGGUCAAUUCGUAUUGAAUCAUAAUGAUUAUAAUAAUAAUACUAAUAAUCAUUUGAAUAAUCCUACUUUAGAUUUUUCCAAAAUUUGUUGGACAGAAUUCACGAACUUGGAUUCCAAAGAAAGACAUAAUCAUACAAGUGUUUAUUUUGAAAAGUUAAACAAGAUUAUUACCUUUGGUGGAAGUAAUCCCGAGGAAUAUUGUGAUAGUUUAUGUUUUAUUGAUAUCCGUCAGCAACAACAACCUACUGUCGAGAAUUUGAAUAAACAACAACUCAUGCAAGAAUGGCCUAAGAACAAGACAUGGAAAGAAAUUAAACCUAAAAAUUCUCCACCAAAGGGUAGAUGUUGGCAUGCAUCACAAAUGUAUAAAGAUAGAUAUUUAUUGGUGUGUGGUGGAUUCUACACAAAAGGUCGUGAACUCUACUUGAAUGAUUUAUGGAGCUUUGACAUGGAAACCUUACUAUGGACUUGUUUAAUAGAAAACAACGAUAAAAAAAACAUCAAUGCAAUGCAACAACGAAAUAGACAUGGAAUGUUUUUAUGGAAUGAUUUACUAUUUGUAUUGGGAGGAAAUUAUUUUGAUGGAUCUAGAGAUCAUUUUCUACAUGAUAUGUAUUAUGUGGAUUUAUCACGAUGUGAAGCGCUUAUCGAGUCAAAAAUAGUGAAAGUCAAAAGCAUUUCUUGGACGAGCAUGACUAUUGUCAUCAACGACGAUGAUGCAAGCAAAGAAUUUCUGAAUGAAGGAAGAGGACAUUUUACCUCAAUCACAUUACCAACAAGUACGUGUGAAGGUAACAAUUCUCAAGUGAAUUUUCUGUUAUUUGGAGGUGAAUCUUACAAGAAGAGACACAAUUCGUUUAUUCUUCUAACCAUCCAACGAGUACAGGAGUGA